AUGCAAGCUUCGACGUCAAAUACUGGAGCCAAAAGAUCUUACAACUCUUCUACUCUGACUCCUACGCAACCUUCUACCAAGCGAACACGAUCUUCACGGAACGCCGACCCAUCCUCUUCUCGGUCAAAUGCCCAAUCAGGACCGUCAUCCGGGAUACAAUCCCGUGAAUCCCUCCUGAUCAAAUACCCUCCUCCCAACCUCAAGCUCUCGCUACUAGGAGGCUUACAUGAACAAAUCACUCAGCUUUUGGAGAUGGUAGCUCUCCCGCUAUUGCACCCCGAAAUCUACCGUCAUACCGGAGUUCGAGCACCUCGAGGUGUCUUGCUACACGGAGUACCAGGAGGAGGCAAGACCAGGCUUGUCACUUGUCUUGCAGGAGAACUCGAAGUCCCAUUCAUCUCCAUCUCGGCACCUAGCUUGGUUUCGAGUCUUUCUGGGGAUACCGAGAAACUCCUCAGACAGACGUUUGACGAGGCCAAGUCUAUCGCUCCUUGCAUCUUGUUCCUGGACGAGGUGGACGCUAUUACGCCGAAGCGGGAGAACGCUCAGAGGGAGAUGGAGAAGAGGAUCGUCGGGCAGUUGUUGACGUGUCUGGAUGACCUCGCCGACCACCCAGAUCCGGUUAUCGUGCUUGCCGCUACAAAUCGACCGGAUAGUCUCGAUCCUGCUCUUAGACGGGCGGGUCGAUUCGAUCACGAGAUCGAGAUGGGUGUGCCUAGCGCAGAAGCAAGAGAGGAGAUUCUGAAAGUCCUGUGUUCGUCAUUAAAAUUGGCGGGCAAUAUCGAUUUCCACGCCCUGGCACACGCUACUCCGGGAUAUGUAGGCGCCGAUCUGACGGCAUUGACCGGGGCAGCAGGAGUCGCAGCUGUGAAACGAAUCUUUCAAGCGAUGGGAGAAGAGCCUUUGGGCAAGGUGACGGAAGGUGUAGAGGAUAUGAUGGUCAUCGAUGUCGACGCAGACGAGAAGAAGGCGGUCAACGAAAAGACGUCGAUUCAAACCGACGCCGCGAUCGGGGAAAUGCCAGUUCGUCGGCCAGACGGACCUCUGCACGGUCUUCCAGAAAUCAUUCAGAAGACGCCUAUCGCCCAUUUCUUGAUCAACCAUCCGAAAGCCUUGACCACCACCCAGCUUUCGCCUCUUCAUUUGAUUCCAUCCGAUUUCACCCAGGCGCUCAAGACGGUCCAGCCUUCGGCCAAACGAGAAGGUUUCGCUACCGUCCCCGAUAUCACAUGGGCGGAUAUCGGCGCUCUCCAUGGGGUCCGGGACGAACUUCACAUGGCCAUCGUUCAACCCAUCCGACGACCCGAGAUCUUCAAGGCCGUCGGUAUCACCGCACCGAGCGGAGUGUUAUUGUGGGGUCCGCCGGGGUGUGGAAAGACCUUGUUGGCCAAGGCGGUCGCGAACGAGAGCCGAGCCAACUUUAUCAGUGUCAAAGGGCCAGAGUUGCUGAACAAGUACGUUGGAGAGAGUGAGAGGGCUGUCAGACAGGUCUUCGUUCGGGCUCGAGCGUCAUCGCCUUGUGUCAUCUUUUUCGACGAGCUGGACGCGCUGGUACCGAGGCGAGAUGAUAGCAUGUCGGAAUCAUCGGCUCGUGUGGUCAACACGCUCCUCACCGAACUCGAUGGUCUCGAUGCGCGAAAGGCGGUCUACGUGGUCGGGGCUACCAAUCGACCCGACAUGAUCGACCCUGCCAUGGUGCGACCCGGUCGUCUGGACAAGCUCCUCUACGUGGACUUGCCGACACCUCAAGAACGGGUCGAGAUUCUCAAGACCCAGCUCGCCAAGACACCCUUGGCUGAAGGUGCUUGGGAACAGGUCACCCAGAUCGUAACGGGCGACAAGUGUGAAGGGUUCAGCGGAGCCGACAUGUCCUCCCUCGUCCGUGAAGCCGCUACACUCGCCCUCCGGGGUGCGUUGGAAGCUGCCGGCGCUUUCGAAAAUGACGACGAGUCGAUCGAUCCGAGCACGAUGCGUCCGACUGGAGAAGCCACGGCCAAGACUCCCGACAUCAAGGUCACCGUCGAGCAUUUCGCCAAGGCGGCGGAGAAGACGCUUCCUAGUGUCAGCAGGGAACAGAAGCGCAAGUACGAGGCGUUGAGGAACAAGUUUGCUGGAUUGCCUGCGAGGGGUGGAAAGCGGUGGGCCGAGGGGAAAGGGUUGGCUGCGAAUGGAGGGGUCGAGCCGGCCGCCACUGAGAAUAACGAGGCGGGUACUGCCCAGCGGGAUAAUGGGAUGGAUCUGGCCACUUAG
This is a messenger RNA of Filobasidium floriforme, 2250 nucleotides long. RefSeq names its product P-loop containing nucleoside triphosphate hydrolase protein. The transcript is spliced from 6 exons. Gene Ontology annotation, molecular function: RNA binding; preribosome binding; ATP binding. NCBI's taxonomy places the organism in Eukaryota, Fungi, Basidiomycota, Tremellomycetes, Filobasidiales, Filobasidiaceae. Gene Ontology annotation, biological process: ribosome biogenesis. Bases 1 to 2250 code for a protein of 749 amino acids. The record is from RefSeq and is a predicted model, not a curated record. Gene Ontology annotation, cellular component: nucleus.